CACCAAUCCGCAGAAAGGGCAAUCUCGGCCGCCGACAAAGGGCGCGCCACAAGAACGUUCGAGUCAUUCUUGCCUGCGAGCCGGUCGCCCACUGUCGUCUGCUUGGUCAUGGCUCCGUGCGCCCACGAUGACGUGUCCUCGAUGCUCUCGGUGGGCCUCCGCGGCGACGCGACUGCUGCCUUUGUGCACGCGCUCACCAACAAGCCCGUCUGUCGCCGGCUCGCACCGUGGCGUCACACCCACGUGCACAUCUACCGCCACGGCGGCGCGCUCCAGGCCCGUGCUGGUGGUCGGCCCGUCGACGCCCUCCACGAUGAAAACGGACGCCACUGGACUCGCGUGCGCUCGGUGAGCCUUGUCGACGACCCGCAUUUGCUCCUGCCCCUCCAAGCCGCCCUCGUCGUACCGUCGGAGAAGGACCUGGCGCUGCGCCAGCUGUGCACGCUGCCGACGCCGACCUGGAACACCACCGAGGCGCCGCAGAUGCGCGUCUUGCAGUCGUUCGACCCGAACCCAACGGGCGCCGCGUCCGCGACGCUGCGCGGCGGUGUGGCCGUUGGUGCCAUCACCCACGGCGUCUUGCGCGUCGACGAUAUUGUCGAGCUCCGCCCAGGACGCUUCGUCCGUGAUGUGUCGAGCGGGCGACUUCGUUGCACGCCGCUACGCACGCGGAUCACUGCACUCAAGGUAGCGAGCACGGCCGUCGACGAGGCCGGCCCGAGCGCGCUCGUUCGCAUCGCGACGACGCUCGACCCGACGCUGACGCGCGCGCACCGUCUCAUGGGACAAGUCCUUGGUCUUCCCGGGACGCUGCCACCCAUCUACAUGGCGCUCACUGUCGUCAUGGACGUGGGUUCUCGCUUAAUGUGUACCAAGGACGUUGUGCGGGUUCACAUCGGCGCCACGACGGUCGACGCCACAGUUCUGUCGGUCGCUGGUGAUGGCGUUCAGCUAACGCUCGCCGCGCCUGUGUGUGCCCACGUGGGCGAAACCAUUGUGCUCACGCGCCGACAUCACGCCCGGUGGCGCACGCUCGGUCAUGGAACGCUGGCGGAUGGCGAGUACGCCGAUAUGACUGUCGCCUGACUCGCACGCGCCUCCUGUUGUAGUAUGUGCAAAGUCAUGUGGACGAUAAGACAAGCAACACGAUGGCGCGUCGAUCUAUGGAGUGUAUUCUUUGUUACUGCGAGCUUACUGGGCAUCAAUGGCAAGUGGUGUCAGUGCGGCGUCCCACGAGAC
Messenger RNA from Saprolegnia diclina VS20, 1239 nucleotides. RefSeq lists its product as hypothetical. NCBI's taxonomy places the organism in Eukaryota, Oomycota, Saprolegniomycetes, Saprolegniales, Saprolegniaceae. Gene Ontology annotation, molecular function: translation initiation factor activity; tRNA binding. Gene Ontology annotation, cellular component: cytosol. The transcript has a single exon. Bases 109 to 1086 code for a protein of 325 amino acids. The record is from RefSeq and is a predicted model, not a curated record. Gene Ontology annotation, biological process: positive regulation of translational fidelity; formation of translation preinitiation complex.